Messenger RNA from Phymastichus coffea, 1183 nucleotides. It is a transcript of the gene Cdk2, whose product is annotated as cyclin-dependent kinase 2. The record is from RefSeq and is a predicted model, not a curated record. The transcript has 5 exons. Gene Ontology annotation, molecular function: cyclin binding; cyclin-dependent protein serine/threonine kinase activity; ATP binding. The coding region runs from base 258 to 1157 and encodes 299 amino acids. Gene Ontology annotation, biological process: regulation of G2/M transition of mitotic cell cycle; G1/S transition of mitotic cell cycle; protein phosphorylation. Lineage: Eukaryota; Metazoa; Arthropoda; Insecta; Hymenoptera; Eulophidae. Gene Ontology annotation, cellular component: nucleus; cyclin-dependent protein kinase holoenzyme complex; cytoplasm.
GCGCGGGAAAACGCUCGAACUACACAAAAGGAUGUGUUGGUUGAAUGCCGCUUUCAAGAAAGAGGCAGAUGUUGGAUGAUUAGUUGCGUGCACCUGGAUUUUGAGUCCAGUGUCUUGCUGUUUAGUCAGGCGGAAGAUCAAUUAAAUUAAGAAAUUUCAGUUUUAUUCCAAAGAUUCAAGCGAUAAGUUUUCAGAACGGUGUAGUGAGCGUAAGAAUAACAAGUCGAUUAGGACAAAAAGUUACCUUGGUAGAGGUUAUGGAUAAUUUCUGUAAAAUUGAAAAAAUUGGAGAAGGCACGUAUGGAGUCGUCUACAAGGCUAAGGACAAGAUUACGGGCAAACUCGUGGCUCUCAAAAAAAUUCGGCUCGAGACAGAAAGUGAAGGUGUACCAUCAACAGCUAUUAGAGAAAUAUCACUGUUAAAGGAACUGGCACAUCCAAAUGUCAUUCAGCUGUUGGAUGUUGUUCAAGGCGAAAAACACCUCUACCUUGUUUUUGAAUUUUUACAACAAGAUCUAAAGAAAUUACUUGAUUCUUUGAAAACAGGAUUAAGUGUGCCACUGGUCAAGAGUUACUUGUGGCAAUUGCUGAAAGCAAUAGCAUUUUGUCAUGUAAACAGGAUACUACAUAGAGAUCUGAAACCUCAAAAUCUGUUAAUAGAUUAUGAAGGAAAUUUAAAAUUAGCAGAUUUUGGAUUAGCAAGAUCUUUUGGUGUUCCAGUACGCACAUUUACACAUGAAGUAGUUACAUUGUGGUAUAGAGCACCUGAGAUUCUUUUAGGAACAAAACUAUACUCUACAGCCGUUGAUGUGUGGAGCCUUGGAUGCAUUUUUGCUGAAAUGGCUACAAAAAGAGCUUUGUUUCCUGGUGACUCUGAAAUAGAUCAGCUAUUUAGAAUCUUUCGUACUUUGGGCACGCCAGAUGAAACUAUCUGGCCUGGAGUUUCUCAAUUAAAAGAUUACAAAUCCAUGUUUCCACAGUGGGAACCUCGUGAUCUAGAUGAAGUAGUUCCAAUGUUUGAUGUUAAAGCCAAAGAUUUACUAAUGGAGUUGCUGACUUAUGAUCCUAACGUAAGGAUCACUGCCAAACAAGCCUUAAGCCACUCAUACUUUGAGGGUGUCAAAUUAGUUCCUCCACCUUUGUCAAAGAAAGACUGAAGAACAAUCACAUUAGUUAAAUUUAG